Messenger RNA from Thelazia callipaeda (thelaziosis nematode), 408 nucleotides. The record is from the annotation of a GenBank genome assembly. NCBI's taxonomy places the organism in Eukaryota, Metazoa, Nematoda, Chromadorea, Rhabditida, Thelaziidae.
AUGAACAUUUCUUUAAAUGUGUUAAGAAAUCGGCGUUUGCUGUUUAGUACCCGAAAAAUGUAUGCGAAGAAUGGUGUUUCAUCUGAUUUAAAAAUUACCGAAAAUUGUGCCAAUCAAUUUUGUAAAAUUGCGAGUGUUAACGAGUAUCUACGAAUAGUGGUUGAUGGUGGUGGUUGCUCCGGGUUUGAAUAUAAAAUGGCUCUGGAUACUAAAAUUAAUGACAGUGAUGUACUUUUUUUCAAGGAUGACGUCAAGAUUGUUGUCGAUGAGAAAUCACUGCAGUUUUUGAAGGGUGCUACAGUGGAUUUUGUUGAAGACUUGAUGCGAUCUUCAUUUCGAAUCAUUGAUAAUCCAACUGCAGUAAAAGGCUGCUCUUGCGGAUCAUCUUUUUCUAUUAAAAUUGAUUAG